AUCGCCACCCCCGAUAACACCGACAACAGCAAUAAAAACACAAUCUUAAAACGCACCCCAGCACUGAACUAUAUAGGCUGUUACUCCACGAGUGAAAACCUCUCAAAUCGCACAUCCCACCUCUAUCAGAGUUUCGGAUGGUGCCUGACACAAUGUCGGAAGAAUAAUGCCGCCACUUUCGCUCUGAAAGGGUAUGAAUGUCUUUGUGGAAAUGCUCUGCCGCCGUCUGAGGAUAUGGUUCCGAAGAGAAGAUGUGGCACUGUUUGUCCGGGUUGGGUAGAGGAUACAUGUGGUGGUAAUGACCUCUAUUCAGUAUAUACAACCGGUCUACCCGGCAAAGAUGGCGUCGCAGUUGAUGCGAACUCAGCUUCGAAUUCAACUUCCAGUUCCACUUCGACGUCGGAGUCAACUUCAACCUCGACUUCAAGUGCUGAAACAGCCUCGUCAGCUGAUAACAAUACCCCCGCCAGUGACUAUAUCGCAGACGACACGCAGAACAGCAACAAUAACAUUAACAGCAAUACCGGCCUCAUCGUCGGUGUCGUCAUCGGAGCGUGUGGAGGUGCAGCGGUUGUGAUUGGCGCUCUGUUUUUCUGGAGAUGGCGAACCAGGAAACAGGAAGCUCAGAAGACUGGAGUUGAUAGUGCCGGUGAUUACUGUGGUGAUUUCGGCCACGAGGUCUCGAGGGCCGAUUCUCGGUUUGAUGGGGAUCAUUUGGCUGAGUGUCGCAAAACUAAUGGGAGUAUUGAUGACUUGGGUGAUUAUUCGAGGAGGAUUUUGAAGGUUACCAACCCUGAUCGAUGA
Penicillium antarcticum is the source of this 804-nucleotide messenger RNA. RefSeq lists its product as uncharacterized. The record is from RefSeq and is a predicted model, not a curated record. The transcript is spliced from 3 exons. The annotation marks the transcript as partial. NCBI's taxonomy places the organism in Eukaryota, Fungi, Ascomycota, Eurotiomycetes, Eurotiales, Aspergillaceae.